ACUGAUUCCCAUUUUCCUGAAGAUGGACUUAUCACAUUUUAAGACUUUUGUAGCUUAAUGUGUUUAGUUGAUAAGACUAUGCAGCAUAUGCAUAGUGGGCCCCCUGCUAUGUGUUAAAGUGGAAAUUAGAAGGAAUAUGGAGGUAUUCAAGACAAAUGAGAGUCAAAGAAGUAAAAAUGCCAGCCCCUUUGCUGAAGUAAAUAUUUUGCCCCUCCAGUUGGAUAAGAGUUCUGCAGAGAUGGAGGAGUUCAUCCUGAUGAAGCAGCAGCUUCAAGAAAAGGAAGAACUCAUUAACACUCUGCAAACCCAGCUCAGCCAGACACAGGCAGAGCAAGCAGCACAGUUGGAUAAGAGUUCUGCAGAGAUGGAGGAGUUCAUCCUGAUGAAGCAGCAGCUUCAAGAAAAGGAAGAACUCAUUAACACUCUGCAAACCCAGCUCAGCCAGACACAGGCAGAGCAAGCAGCACAGUUGGAUAAGAGUUCUGCAGAGAUGGAGGAGUUCAUCCUGAUGAAGCAGCAGCUUCAAGAAAAGGAAGAACUCAUUAACACUCUGCAAACCCAGCUCAGCCAGACACAGGCAGAGCAAGCAGCACAGGUAAGAUGAUGUUGGUGUCCCCAUUAGGAUAAAGUCCACAGCAAAAGGUCAUUCAAAGUGAAUCAACUUGUGGACAUCAACUGUAUGCACUGGUCAAUACACACCACCUUAGCAAAAUCUCACUUGAGAGGCUACAGAGAUGGUGUUAAGAGCACUGCUCUUGUAGGUGACCCAAGCUAGGUUCCCAGCACCAGCAUCAGGUGGCUCAUAACCACCUGUAAUUUCAGUUCCGGAUGCCUUUUGGCCUCAACAGGUACCUGCAUACAUAUGAUGCCAAUAAACUCAUUCAGGCACAUACACAUACAUAUAAACUUAAAAACCAUGUUUCAAAAAAUCUCAUCUGAUAUAACAGAGAAAAAGUCACAUAGUCAGACAAAAGAAUUGUAUAUAAUGAAAAAAAUUUAUAAUUCA
Messenger RNA from Mesocricetus auratus (golden hamster), 1006 nucleotides. Its product is annotated as golgin subfamily B member 1-like. The transcript has 3 exons. Lineage: Eukaryota; Metazoa; Chordata; Mammalia; Rodentia; Cricetidae. Bases 137 to 604 code for a protein of 155 amino acids. The record is from RefSeq and is a predicted model, not a curated record.